AGCAACUCCUCCCUUUUUUCAUUCCCUAUCUCCUUCGCUCCCUGCACUCCUCCUCCUCCUCCUCGUCAUCAUGCCCGACUGGAACUCGCCGGCUGAGAUCGCUCUGGACUCCACUAUAUUCGUAAAGCUGAUGCACACCUUGCUCGGCCUCUACACCUGGGAGUGGUUCACCUCGCUUCCGUUCGACUGGGAGGUCCUCACCGGUCGGAAACGGUUCAGAUGGCCGCUGAUCUUCUACUUUGCCAACCGAUAUCUGCUACUUGCAGCCCUGAUCGGCAUCAUCAUCGCCUUCGACACCACAAAAGAAAUUAACUGCCAAGCACUCUUUACCUUCAACCAGGUCGCGGGAGAUGCAGCCGUCGGAUUGGCCAGCAUCAAUCUGUCGCUGCGCACGCUCGCAAUCUGGUCGCAGAACCGCUGGAUCAUGAUCCUCCUCGUCCUCAUUAUCCUGGGACACUGGAGUCUCAUCCUGCAGGGUGUCCUGCUCAACGCAGUCUGGGUGCCCUCGCUCAACACCUGCGCGAUCACCAAGACCAACAGCACCAUCCUCGCUGCCACAUUCACUUACUCGAUGGCGUUCGACCUCGUCGUCUUCCUGCUCAACGCGUACAAGCUGGGCAUCCGCCGCCAAGGGACGAGCCGGCUCACGAAGAUGAUCUUCAAGGACGGGCUCAUUUUCUUCUUCAUCGCCUUCCUCGCGAAUCUCGUCGCGACAGUCUUCAUGAUUCUGAACCUGAAUUCCAUCAUGAGUGUCGUCUUCAAUGUUCCCGCGGCCGUCGCCUCGACCAUCGUCGCCACCCGCGCUGUGCGGAGACUGACCAACUUUACGAACCAAGGACCUGAGAUGUACCAACCUUCCGGGUCGUCGAACUUCAGAAGUCACAGCGGUGCACGUGCUCUCACAUCCGCAGGUGGGAAAACGACGAACAACGGCAUCGGCGGCGUACAUGUGCAGAUGGAGAUCAUCACUAGAGCAGAGGAGGGCAAUGUCAAAAAUCCCAAUGUGGAUUAUAUCCAGGAUAUGGGCCGUGAGACGGAGUACGAGCUCGAAGGCAAGGGCGCCGCCAUCUAGCAGACUUUCUUUCGUUGGUGUUACAAUAUGUACUUAGUAUUGGACUAGGCACGGAUGAAAAAACAACUUGUGCAAUAGA
Mycena citricolor is the source of this 1151-nucleotide messenger RNA. Lineage: Eukaryota; Fungi; Basidiomycota; Agaricomycetes; Agaricales; Mycenaceae. The record is from the annotation of a GenBank genome assembly.